GGGUCAGUAACGUGUCUUCGCGUCUUCGGCGCAUUCACUCACCUCUGCAUUCCUGACGAUAACCACAUCAAUCAACCACACCAGCCGCCAGCACCCACCAGCAUGUCGGGUAAGGGAAAGCCUGGUAUCGCCUCGAAGGCGGCAACGCUCUCUCUCGACAUUGCCAAUGGCCGGCACCUCCUGUCAAGGUUCAUCCCCGCGUGCCUGUUCCUCUUCGACGCCAUGCUCUGCGCCCUCGUUAUAUGGAAAAUCCCAUACACCGAGAUCGACUGGAGAGCGUACAUGGAGCAGAUCGCGCAGUACGUCUCUGGCGAGCGCGACUACACCAUCAUCAAGGGGGGCACCGGCCCCCUCGUGUACCCGGCCGCCCACGUCUACACCUACACUGCGCUAUACCACCUGACGGACGAGGGGAGGAACAUCUUGCUGGCGCAGCAGAUAUUCGCCGCGCUGUAUCUGGCCACUCUCGGCCUCGUCAUGGCCUGCUACUGGAAGGCUAAGGUCCCGCCGUACGUCUUCCCCCUCCUCGUCUUGUCGAAACGACUCCAUAGCAUAUUCAUGCUGCGCUGCUUUAACGACUGUUUCGCCACAUUCUUCCUCUGGCUCGCCAUCUUCCUAUUCCAGCGCCGCGCCUGGACGGCCGGCAGCAUCGCAUACUCGUGGGGCCUGGGAAUCAAGAUGUCAUUGCUACUGGUAAUCCCGGCCGUCGGAGUGGUUCUCCUGCUGGGACGAGGAUUUUCGGGCAGCCUGCGCUGCGCCACCAUCAUAGCCCAAAUCCAAAUCCUCAUCGCCAACAAGUUCCUCCGCAGAAAUGCCUGGGGAUACCUCGGCCGAGCUUUCGAGUUUUCGAGGCAAUUUCUGUUCAAGUGGACCGUCAACUGGCGUUUCGUCGGGGAGGAGAUGUUCCUCAGCCGAUCAUUCUCCCUGGGCCUCCUCGUCAUGCACGCCCUCGUUUUGACCGGGUUCAUUGCUGGAAAGUGGCUGAAGCCAGCCGGGAAGUCUAUUUCUGCGAUACUUUUGCCGAUCUUGGGACUCAGCUCGCCCUUCAGCCCCAGUGAGGAGACCCAGAUAGCCUCACGUGUGACUCCCGAGUACGUGAUGACUACCAUUCUCUCCGCUAACGCCAUUGGACUCCUCUUCGCGCGUUCUCUGCACUACCAAUUCUACUCGUAUCUAGCGUGGGCCACCCCCUAUCUCCUCUGGCGCAGCAGAAUCCACCCAGUCUUCCAAUACGGGAUCUGGGCUCUGCAGGAGUGGGCCUGGAACGUUUUCCCUAGCACACCCGUUAGCUCAGGAGUUGUUGUCGGUGUGCUGGCCACGACAGUAGCGUUGGUGGCCAUCCGAGACCACGGGGGAGGCGAACGGGACGUGCCUAGUUCCGCGCCCGAGCGCAAGGACGCAUGAAUAGUUCGAGUAGACAUGGGUUGAUAGACGUUCAAUUUUCAUCAUCGGAAUACGACGGCGGCAUCUUGCCCACAGUAGAGUCUUCGUCCUCGGAAUCCUCGUAGGGAGAGAGAGGAAACGCUGCGGGCCUAGACCUUUGCUUGCGCCACGCCUUCUCAUCGCGGACAACAUUCACGAUCUCGCCCUCCACUUUUCCAUUCCGUGCGUCGGAGGGAAUCAGCUCGACCAGGACAUACCCGCCGCGCCUGACCCAGAUGGUGUUGCGGAAGCGAGCGGGCAGCUCAACCAGCACGGAGCGCUGGUCGGGUAGGGCGCAGGCGUAGUGGUUGCUGCCCUCGGCCUUAACAACCCUGGCGAGCGAUUGCGACGGCGCGAGCUGGUCCGGAGGGGUCGUGGUCGCCUCGGCCACCGCGCGCACGUCGCGCUUCGGGCGGCCCAUGUUGGUUAGGUCGGGGGUACGGACUGCUCGAUAAGUGCAGAUGUAACUCGUGUAGGGGUAGGGAUACGCGGGCUCGUGCGAGUUGGCUUGGUGCUGCGCCUUCUAAUAGGUCCUCGUAACGGGUUGAAUGCGGGAAGAUGUGGCCUUGUCGAGGAUUUGGUGGUGAGGGAGGUA
Durotheca rogersii is the source of this 2017-nucleotide messenger RNA. Its product is annotated as glycosyltransferase family 58 protein. The transcript is spliced from 4 exons. Lineage: Eukaryota; Fungi; Ascomycota; Sordariomycetes; Xylariales; Xylariaceae. Gene Ontology annotation, molecular function: dol-P-Man:Man(5)GlcNAc(2)-PP-Dol alpha-1,3-mannosyltransferase activity. Gene Ontology annotation, cellular component: endoplasmic reticulum. Bases 103 to 1404 code for a protein of 433 amino acids. The record is from RefSeq and is a predicted model, not a curated record.